Messenger RNA from Penicillium cinerascens, 524 nucleotides. Its product is annotated as pyruvate transporter MPC1. The coding region runs from base 38 to 415 and encodes 125 amino acids. Gene Ontology annotation, cellular component: mitochondrial inner membrane. Lineage: Eukaryota; Fungi; Ascomycota; Eurotiomycetes; Eurotiales; Aspergillaceae. Gene Ontology annotation, biological process: pyruvate import into mitochondria. The record is from RefSeq and is a predicted model, not a curated record. The transcript has 4 exons.
AACAUCACUUCCCCCGUGUGUCCUCCAGCAACUCAUCAUGGCUGCUGCUAUCAAGGCUAUCAAUGCCAAGAUCCGCUCCAACAAGGUGACGGACUACAUCUGUUCGACCCACUUCUGGGGCCCUGUCUCCAACUUCGGUAUCCCCAUUGCGGCUGUGAUGGACACCCAGAAGGACCCUGAGAUUAUCUCCGGCCCUAUGACCGCCGCUCUGACCGUCUACGCCGCUACCUUCAUGCGCUACGCCCUCGCCGUCACUCCCCCGAACUACCUCCUCUUCGCCUGCCACUUGACCAACUUCGGCGCCCAGACUACCCAGGGAUACCGCUACCUGUCCUACUGGAACUGGGGCGGCCGGGAAGCUGCGCUCGCUGAACAGGCCAAGAAGGGCAAGGAGGCCACCGAGGCUGGUGCUUAAACAGCCCGACCCUUGUACUUUUUCGUCUUUGAUUUGCAAGAUUUGUAACCUCAUCGCAGCAUUGCGUCUCUAUACACCUGCGUUCUGUUUCGUGCCAGAUUGACUGGAC